This is a messenger RNA of Aegilops tauschii subsp. strangulata, 1632 nucleotides long. RefSeq lists its product as uncharacterized. Gene Ontology annotation, cellular component: eukaryotic translation initiation factor 3 complex; cytoplasm. Gene Ontology annotation, biological process: cytoplasmic translational initiation. Gene Ontology annotation, molecular function: translation initiation factor activity. The record is from RefSeq and is a predicted model, not a curated record. Lineage: Eukaryota; Viridiplantae; Streptophyta; Magnoliopsida; Poales; Poaceae.
UGUUAGGGUUUCCUCCUCCGCUGCAAGCGCCUUCCAAUCCCAAUCCCCUCCUCUCCCUCUCCCACUCCGGCGGCGGCAGCAGCAGCAUCAGCGCGGAAGAGCCAAGGAGCCGACCAUGGCGACGAUCGUCAACACCACGGAGGAGGAACCGAUGCUGGCGGUGGUGCGCUCCACGGCGGAGCUCGCCUGGGCCGACGGAGGCGCCGAGGUCGCCGACCCGGAGGUGGCCCGCCUCUGCGCCGAGGCGCAGCAGCACGUCCUCGCCGGCCGCUGGCUCGACAUGGCCACCCUCAUGCUCGCCUCCGCCGACCUCCUCCUCCUCGCCCCACGCCUCUCCGACAAAGCGGCCGCAGAUCUCGAGUGCACCCUGACCGUCAUCUGCAACCUCGUCACCAAGGCCGGAUCCGAGGACGAGGCGCUGGAGAUCGCCAAGCUCAUCUGCGCCAAGCUCACCCACCAGCCGGGCGAGAAGCCCACGCUGCGCAUCAAAGUCCUGUUCAGCCUGUACAACCUGCUUCCGAGCCUCUCCGGCAAGGCGUUGGUCUACAGGAAGGCGCUCGAGCUCGCCGCCGCCGGGAAGGCCGCCGCCGACUGCGUCGUGCCCACCUUCAAGAACAUCGACGCCUUUGUCGCCUACUGGGGCAUCGGCAAGCCGGAGCAGAGGGACCUGUUCCUUGCCGUCACCAGGAUUCUCAAGGACCAGAAGGGCAUGACCAAGGAGUACUUCAAGUUUCUGAACAAGUACCUGGCCACGUUCGAUGGAUCGGCUGAUGAUGCCGACGCAAUCGGUGCGGCAAAGGAAGAAGCUGCUGCAGCAAUCAUUGAGUUUGUCAAGUCAUCUGAUCUCUAUCAGUGUGACCUGCUCGACAUGCCAGCUGUUGCACAGCUUGAGAAAGAUGAGAAGUAUCAGCCAGUUUACGAGCUACUGAAGAUAUUCCUUACUCAGAGGCUUGAAUCCUAUUUAGCGUUUCAGACUGCUAACUCUACAUUGCUGCAAGGAUAUGGACUGGUUCAUGAGGAGUGCAUAACAAAAAUGCGCCUGAUGUCCCUGCUUGAUCUGAGCGGCCAUUGUUCUGGGGAAAUUCCUUACUCUGCAAUUACAAAAGCCCUUGAGAUCAAUGAUGAUGAGGUGGAAUAUUGGAUUGUGAAAGCAAUUUCAUCCAAGAUUUUGGAUUGCAAAGUUGACCAGCUUAAUCAAUUGGUCAUUGUCAGCCGGCAUACUGCAAGGGUCUUUGGGAUGCCACAAUGGCAGAGUCUACGUUCAAAGCUUGGAGUGUGGAGGGGAAAUAUCGCAAAUGCUAUCAACACAAUCCAAGCCAACAAGGUGACUGAAGAUGGCGGGCAGGGGAUGCAAGGAUUGAUGAUCCGCUGAUCGGAGGAAGUCCCUAAAUUGAGAUUAUAGCCUGAGAGAUUAGACGAGCAAUCCUUUUGUAUUAGAUAUCUUGUAAUCCGAAAUACUUCUACCCUGUGACCAUGCUUGGCUAGAUCCUGGUUACAAUGGCAUGCUAAGCAAUCUCAUGUUGCAUGAAUUUUGUAGACAAAAGCCAUGCCUGAAGUCAGCAGUUACUUGUUACAGAAUCGCUAUUGUUCAUACUGGAUGCCUGUUUUAUCAUGAUGAUUGUUCUUUUCCAA